AUGGAUGUUUUCAUAACUGGGAACAGGGACGGCGUUGGAAGAACUCUCCUCCUCCUCCUCACAUGUAGCAUCUCCAGCCUCUUGCUCAGCUCCCUGCUCCUCCUCUACCUCCUCUUCACCCUCAACUAUGAGCUGGCGGCAGCCGGAGGCAUCGCCCCCUGCGUCGGGGCGCUGCUCACCGUUGCCCUCUUCCUAUCAAAGAGAGUACGGUGCCUGGGGAUUCUAUUUGUGAUCUCCCUUUUCAUGAAGAAGAGUCGGAACCUGCUCUUGGCCGCCGGGACCAGUUUAGUGGUUCUCAGAAAUAUCCGCAACACCUUGGAGAACACCACGGGCCUGGUCCGGAGCAUGAUCUGCAACCUGAAGGCCAAGAAAGCCGCCAUCAUCACCCCCUUCAGUAACUACGUCAAGAUGUUGAAGUGGCUAGGGAACAUGCUCAAGGGGGUGACCGACUUCGGGGUGGUCCAGUUGGACUCCAAACUCAAGGUGUCACCCAGGCUGGAGUCAGAGAGCUUCAGCUGGAAGCUCCGUGAAGCGGAGCAGAAGCUGAACGACACCGUGAGGUACGUCCAGUCCCUCGUGAACACGUUCUCCUCGGUGACCGUUCGUCUGUUCCCCGCCUUCAGCUUCCUCGUGCUCAUGCUGUUCAUCGCGCUGCACCUCAGGAAGUACUGCGGCGACGCCAAAUACCAAAACCGCUUCGUGAGCAGCGCCCUCGUUGGUUUGGACGAGAAGCGUAAGACCGAGGGGAAGGCCCACGUCCUGCCGCUCACGCCCGAGGAAGAGAAGCGGUACGCCGCCGUGCCCUCGGCCCGCCCCACCGCCACAGAGUGGAGAGCCGUGCUGAAGUUCGGCGUUCCGGUUGUCUCCCAUGUUUUGGCUUGGGUCCUAUUCAUAACUGUGGAUGCCUUAUUGUACUGCUUCGUGGAUAUUGUGACAAGAAAGCUAUCAGAGCUGGAACCGUUCCAUGUGCCGUUGUUAAUCAGCAUCACAGGGAUUGCGACUCUAAUCGGCAUACCGCUUAGUGAGGAGCGCCAUCAGAAGGACUUCUCCUACUCCGUGACCCUGUUUGAGAAGAAGUGCCUUCCUCAACCCAAGCUGCUGCUCUCCAGCUCCGUGGCUCCUCUGGCUGCCAUCCUGCUCUCCUUGUCCUUCAUGGCUCUGAUGGCUGCCAAGGCGGCCCAGCUCCGGCUGAUGGUCUGCGAGCGCUUCUUCCCCAGCGCGGCGGAGGAGAGAGCGGAGUACCUGCACGGCGAAAUCCUGAGGAAGAGGGAAGGCAGAAAGAGGAAGGGGAAAGACGACGACAGCCUCCCAUCACUUUAUUUAAAGCCUCGUUUCUGGUUCCCGCUGCUCUUCAGGCCCAAAGGGGAUCCGCCAUGUGUCGCGUAA
This is a messenger RNA of Pseudoliparis swirei, 1386 nucleotides long. Its product is annotated as dendritic cell-specific transmembrane protein. The record is from RefSeq and is a predicted model, not a curated record. The coding region runs from base 1 to 1386 and encodes 461 amino acids. Gene Ontology annotation, cellular component: membrane. The transcript is spliced from 3 exons. Lineage: Eukaryota; Metazoa; Chordata; Actinopteri; Perciformes; Liparidae.